CUUUAUCUUACUCUCCAUCCAUCAAUCCAAAUAAUAUCAAACAUGUCUGCUUCCAAGGUUUACGUCGGCAAUCUCUCGUGGAACUCCACCGAUGACACCCUUCUCCAGGUCUUCUCCGCCUACGGUACCGUCACCGACUGCAUCGUUAUGAAGGACCGUGAGACUGGCCGAUCCCGAGGUUUCGGUUUUGUUACCUACGGUUCCCCUCAGGAGGCUGAGGCUGCCAUUGCCGCUAUGAACGAGCAGGAGCUCGACGGCCGUCGUGUCCGAGUCAACAUGGCCAACUCUCGUGGCUCUGGGGGCGGUGGUUACGGUGGCGGUUACAACUCCGGCUACGGCGGUGGUUACCAACAACAACAAGGCGGCUACCAGCAGGGUGGCGGUUUCAACCAGGGCUACGGCGGUGGUUACGGUGGCUCAGGCUACGGUGGCGGUGCCCAGGGCGGUUACGGUGGUGGCUACGGCGGCCAGCAGGGUGGCUACGAGCAGGGCGGCUACGGUGGUAACCAGGGCUUCGAUGCCCAACAAGGCUACGGAGGUGCUGCCGGUGGUUAUGGCCAACAACAGGGUGGCUACAACGGCGGCUACUAAGUCUAUCAAUAUAAUUGAUCUGCUUCCUCCCUUCUCUUACCUUGUGCCAAUACCACCUUCCUAGUUUUCAAAAUAAAAUAGCAAAUUCAAAGUCUUUUUUCGCUUUCAUCUUUUUUUUAAAAAAAAACACACCAAGAGUGCUCCCGUUUGCAUCUGUCUGUACUUGACUUCCUCUUCAAUUUCGUUAGUGCGUGGUUAUCUAGGGCGCCAGAGGGCUACUAUGAAUUGCGGGUGACUCAAAAACGGUAUCAAUGGGGGUUUGUAAAUUUACAGUUGCCAUCGGAUGAUUAUCAGGAUUACUUUAACGCGGAAAGGGAGACACACGGGAUCCUACAUGACUUUUGUGAAGGACGUAGAAGAAGUCAAAUGACACAUUGUUCAAAGACGGAAUAUAAGGCUUUGCUGUAGAUACAUUAUGUUCAACUGUAUACGUAUCUAGUUCCUCAUAGAAUAUCAUUGCUGGAUUGAUCUCUAGUAAGGAUGGGGAAAAUAGUACAUGGGUGUUCGACAUCGG
Cryptococcus deneoformans JEC21 is the source of this 1105-nucleotide messenger RNA. Its product is annotated as glycine-rich RNA binding protein, putative. The coding region runs from base 43 to 591 and encodes 182 amino acids. The record is from RefSeq and is a predicted model, not a curated record. Gene Ontology annotation, molecular function: RNA binding. Lineage: Eukaryota; Fungi; Basidiomycota; Tremellomycetes; Tremellales; Cryptococcaceae. The transcript is spliced from 12 exons.